CAAAACCUUGACAGAGAGCAGGAGUCUAGCGGCAAAUAUAAAAUGUCUCAAAGGAUUGCCAAUUUAUUAAAAGGAUUUACGGUGGUGGCUGUCGCUUUCUUGGUGGCUCAAUCGUGGUCGGAGUGUAAUGUUUGCCAGUCUAAUCAAGUGGCCUGCGUAAACUCUAGUUCGUUUCACUUGUGUUUUGGUGAUGGUACUCCUCAUACGGAUCAAUUAUACCACUGCCUGGAUGGCUUCGAUUGUACCAACCUCUCGGCCAUUUGUGUGCAAAAAAGCAGUCAACGUCCUCCAAGUUGUGGUGACACCUCUAAGUGUGGCCAGUGCAGUGCCAGUGUGAACUAUCUAUUUGCCUGCCAGAGUCGGGGCAUCUUCCAGAUGUGCUAUGGAGCCACCAGACCCAUGGGAAAGUUCGGCUACUGCCCCACGGGCACCGUUUGCGACGCCACUAGCAAUGCGAUCUGUGUCGCUGAGGUCGCGAACCAAAAUGUCACCUGCGACCUCAAUGAUGACCUGGUGGACACUACAACAUCAGCUCCAACAACCACAGAAUCCACCACUAAUUCAACUAGUACUGACAGCACCACUGAGCCUAGCACCACGGAACCCAGCACCACAGAACCCACCACUACGGAACAAAGCACAACUGAGAUAUCCUUGACACCCACCCAAAUUUGUGCUCUUUACAACGCAACUGGGCUCUUUCCCAUGAUACCCUCGGAUGCCUACUGCCAACGCUACGUUAGUUGCUACUUAAAAAAUAAUGUUGUUAUCAAGGCGGCGGAAUAUAAUUGCCCUUCUGAUUCCUAUUUCGUAUCGCUGACUCAGAGUUGUGUCUACAUUAAACCUGGUUACUGUCUUUAAGGCUUGCGAAUUAAUAAUAAACCUUGAAAUACUCCU
Messenger RNA from Drosophila bipectinata, 897 nucleotides. RefSeq lists its product as uncharacterized. Gene Ontology annotation, molecular function: chitin binding. Lineage: Eukaryota; Metazoa; Arthropoda; Insecta; Diptera; Drosophilidae. Gene Ontology annotation, cellular component: extracellular region. The record is from RefSeq and is a predicted model, not a curated record.